GCAUGCAAUGGGGGCGUGGCGGCCUAUGAGGAAACCCCAACGACGGAAACGUUCUCUAGCGGUGCUGUUUCAACAUCAGUGCCAUAAAUUAUCUGUAUAUAUUUUCUAUUGAAUGCACCUUAUGGAUGUAAUUCGGCAUAGACUAAAGAUUGCAAAACAUUUAUUUUUGUAAAACCAGGACAAAAAAUGAGCAACAUCCUCCAUGCGACAUCUAAAGUGAGAUGGAAUCAGAGCACUGCGGCGAAACGAGCGGUGUUCCUGGCGGCCGCUGCCUACGGGGCGAAAACGCUUUAUCCCAUCAUCUGCAAACAAAUAAGUCAACGCAAAACGCCGAAGAACAACACAUCUGCAUCUGGCCAAGAGAAUGGAUUGAUAUCUCCUCAUAAGUCCGCACCGGAGACUGUUUCAGGUCUUAAUAAAUCACCCGGCGUUAAUGCGGAAUUCUUCAAGCAGGUUCUUGAACUGGUUAAAAUCGUAUUUCCGAGGCUUUUAACGAAAGAAUUGGGUUUGCUUUGUUUGCACUCACUGGCACUCGUUUCGAGGACGUUUCUGUCUAUUUAUGUGGCAGGUUUGGACGGCAAAAUAGUAAAAACCAUCGUAGAGAAGGAGCCGCGGAGCUUCAUAAUCAAACUGAUGAAAUGGCUUCUGAUCGCCAUACCGGCUACGUUUGUGAACAGCGUGAUCCGUUAUUUGGAGUGCAAGCUCGCGCUGGCUUUUCGCACGCGUUUGGUCAAUCACGCAUAUACAACAUAUUUUACCGAUCAGACCUAUUAUAAGGUCAGUAACAUGGACGGGAGAUUGGCAAACCCCGAUCAGUCUCUCACCGAGGAUGUAAUGAUGUUCUCGCAGUCCAUUGCGCAUCUGUACUCGAACCUCACCAAACCGAUCUUGGAUGUGAUACUCACUUCAUACACGUUGAUACAGACUGCGAGAUCUCGCGGUGCAAACGCGACCGGACCCACUCUGCUGGCGGGCCUGGUGGUGUUCGCCACAGCGAAGGUUCUGCGCGCCUGCUCGCCGAGGUUCGGUAAGCUGGUUGCGGAGGAGGCGCACAGGAAGGGAUACUUGCGAUAUGUGCACUCCAGGAUCAUAGCCAAUGCAGAAGAGAUAGCCUUCUAUAGGGGACAUAAGGUGGAGAUGAGACAGCUACAGAAAUGUUAUAGCACCUUGGCAGAGCAGAUGAAUCUCAUUCUGUCCAAGCGCCUGUGGUACAUCAUGAUCGAACAGUUCCUCAUGAAGUAUGUCUGGAGUGGAUGUGGUCUGGUUAUGGUUGCUGUUCCAAUUAUCACUGCCACUGGCUUUGCUGACAAUGAGCUUGCUGAUGGUCAUACACAAGUGUUGGUGAGUGAGAGAACAGAGGCCUUUACAACUGCACGCAAUCUGCUGGCCUCAGGGGCCGAUGCCAUUGAAAGGAUCAUGUCUUCUUAUAAAGAGGUCACAGAGUUGGCUGGUUACACAGCACGGGUACACAACAUGUUCUUGGUGUUUGACGAAGUUCAGAGGGGAAUAUACAAGCGUUCGUCCGCUGUCACGACAGCAGGGGAAGUGAUAAGUGGGGACCAACCUGAGAUGCACAUUGACGGUCCUACAGAGAUCAAAGGCAAAGUGAUCGAUGUGGAUAAAGGUAUUGUCUGUGAAAAUGUGCCUAUAAUCACUCCUAAUGGGGAUGUGGUCGUAUCCAGCCUGAACUUCAAGGUUGUGGAAGGGAUGCAUUUGCUAAUCACAGGGCCAAAUGGAUGUGGGAAAAGCUCUCUGUUCCGGAUCCUCAGUGGCCUUUGGCCUGUGUACGGCGGCCUGCUUUACAAACCUUCACCUGAGCACAUGUUUUAUAUCCCACAGAGGCCGUAUAUGUCCAUCGGAACAUUGCGGGAUCAGGUCAUCUACCCCGAUUCUCUGAAUGACAUGCAUGAAAAGGGUUACAGAGAUAAAGACCUGGAAGUUAUUUUGGACAUUGUCAAUCUAAACCAUAUUGUUACCCGGGAGGGAGGUUGGGAUGCUGAGCUUGACUGGAAAGAUGUACUUUCAGGAGGAGAGAAGCAGCGUAUGGGAAUGGCACGCAUGUUUUACCACAAGCCCAAGUAUGCACUGCUAGACGAGUGCACCAGUGCUGUCAGCAUUGAUGUAGAGGGUAAAAUAUUCCAAGCUGCAAAGGAUGCUGGGAUCUCUCUGUUGUCUAUUACUCAUAGACCCUCUCUCUGGAAAUAUCACACGCACCUGCUGCAGUUUGAUGGGGAGGGCGGCUGGCGUUUCGAGCAGCUGGAUACGGCCACACGACUCUCUCUGACAGAGGAGAAACAGCGAUUAGAGUCUCAGCUCGCCGGCAUUCCUAAGAUGCAGCACAGACUUAAUGAACUAUGUAAGAUCUUGGGUGAAGAUUCGGUCCUAAAGACAACAGAACACAAGGAUGAGGAAUGAGAGAAAAGUGAUCGAUGUUCAGGAACGCACACUUUUCAGUACUUUUCAAGUUUUAACUUUGAUUUUAAUAUUCUAAGUGUAUUAACGAUAGUUGAAUGUUUUUUCUCUAUAUUGAAAUUAAUUGUAAAAACAUAUAGAACAUUUACCUUGUUUUUGUUUUAUUUGUUAGCACUUUAUCAAUCCUUGUGUAAUAGCACAUGUAGUUCAAAUUGACAUUGUUUCUUUUGAAUUAAUUCUCGUAGGUAGAUACUUUUAAGUGUUAUAAUAUUUUUUAUGUUUUUUUACUUUGA
Messenger RNA from Misgurnus anguillicaudatus (oriental weatherfish), 2705 nucleotides. RefSeq names its product ATP-binding cassette, sub-family D (ALD), member 2 (gene abcd2). The record is from RefSeq and is a predicted model, not a curated record. Gene Ontology annotation, biological process: very long-chain fatty acid catabolic process; long-chain fatty acid import into peroxisome; peroxisome organization. Gene Ontology annotation, molecular function: ABC-type transporter activity; ATP binding; ATP hydrolysis activity. Lineage: Eukaryota; Metazoa; Chordata; Actinopteri; Cypriniformes; Cobitidae. Gene Ontology annotation, cellular component: peroxisomal membrane.